Messenger RNA from Marchantia polymorpha subsp. ruderalis, 1139 nucleotides. The record is from the annotation of a GenBank genome assembly. Lineage: Eukaryota; Viridiplantae; Streptophyta; Marchantiopsida; Marchantiales; Marchantiaceae.
UUAUCACAAGCAGCCAGUGAGCAAUUGCAUUUCAGAAACGACGAGUGUCGAAUGCGAGAUUGGAGUGACGAUCGAGUAGGAAAAGGAGAAAUCGAGCGUGACGAGGGUUGAGAUUGUGUGGUGGCCGCGGUCGGGCGAUUUGAGAAGCCGGGGGUAGAGUUUUCCAGCCGUAUGCGAUUUGAGUUUGCACGUAUCGAUCGAGGAAUUGGAUUGAAGCGGAAUUGGAUUUCGGGCGUUGCUGUGAGUCGUUGCAGAGUAUCAAUUUCUGUGCGUUCGCGCGUCACAUCCUGCAAUCAUGUGUCAAAGUUAUACGACGCAGCGGGUGCAUAGGCCCAAUUUGAAGGCGGUCAUGACCCAGGUCUUCGCCAAACCUGCCCCAGUUGCUGCUGCCUCCGAGACGUCCCCUGCGCCUCCUGCUAAUGCUGCACAAACAGAUCGACCAAGCGUGCCCCCAACUCCUCCUACUCCACAGAAGCCCCGAACGCCGGGAACUUCCGUGGAAUCGGAAUGCUCUGUCAUACCAGCAUGGAAGCUGUUCGCUGCGGACUGGUAAUCAGUAAACAGCACGAGGCACCGGACAGACUUGGAGAGCAUGACACGUGACUGUGAACAGGCUACACCGCCUGGCUGGCUUAUCUCGCCGAGAUUUGGGAUUCGGUUGAGGAGCUGAUGGUGGAAGGCCAGUAAUAUCUUUUGUACAGUUGAAGAAUGGGUGUGGACUUGCGACGAGAAGCUGGUAUCAUCUUAGGAGAUUCAGAAUCGAGGAUGCAUAUCGAUGCAGAAUAACUGCAGACCACAGGCGAAUGCUACAAUGCGCAAGGAGUGGAAGUCACUAAGUUUGAAUAUCAUUCGACUAGAGCUGACAACGAGAUCAGAUCCGAACCUCCAGCUAGUUUUGUAGAUAAUGACUUUGAACUCCUAGAUUCUGUUCUAAAUUCAUGAAGUUCAGCACAUUCCAGCUCCAUCUGAGACUUGCUCUCCAUGAACGUAGAACAUAACCUGUAUCAGUAUCGUACCUUGCGGAUCAUAUUUGAAGGUGUAGUUUAGACUUGGUGAUUAAAUCAGAUUCUCAUGUUCGGCGCUCAGUUGAGUAUCGAGAAAGAAAUGAGAUUUUAUGAAGAAAACGCGUUCUACUUUUC